Pipistrellus nathusii (Nathusius's pipistrelle) is the source of this 585-nucleotide messenger RNA. The record is from the annotation of a GenBank genome assembly. NCBI's taxonomy places the organism in Eukaryota, Metazoa, Chordata, Mammalia, Chiroptera, Vespertilionidae.
AUGCCGAACUUGGGUGGCGGUGCAAAAUGUGGAGCCUGUGAAAAGACCGUCUAUCACGCGGAAGAAAUCCAGUGCAAUGGAAGGAGUUUUCACAAGACCUGUUUCCUCUGCAUGGCCUGUAGGAAGGCUCUGGACAGCACCACGGUCGCAGCUCACGAGUCGGAGAUCUACUGUAAGGCCUGCUAUGGGCGCAAGUAUGGCCCCAAGGGGAUCGGAUUUGGACAAGGCGCCGGCUGCCUCAGCACCGACACAGGCGAACACCUGGGCCUCCAAUUCCAAGAGUCCCCAAAGCAAGCACGACCAGCCACCACUAGCAACCCUUCCAAGUUCACUGCCAAGUUUGGAGAAUCAGAGAAAUGCCCUCGAUGUGGAAAGUCAGUCUAUGCUGCUGAGAAGGUGAUGGCAGGGGGCAAGCCUUGGCACAAGACAUGUUUUCGCUGCGCCAUCUGUGGGAAGAGUCUGGAAUCCACAAACGUCACCGACAAAGAUGGAGAACUUUAUUGCAAAGUUUGCUAUGCCAAAAAUUUUGGCCCAACAGGUAUUGGGUUUGGAGGUCUCACACAACAAGUGGAAAAGAAGGAGUGA